UCUGCAGGAGCCCGAACCCGGGCGGGCGGCUUCUAGAGCGCUCGCUGUCUGGGCCGAGCGCAGCCUCUCCAGCCUGCGCGGGAGCCUGCCUUCGGAGCGCAACCAGAAAGAAAGACCGGCGCCGCCGGAGACCGGAAUCACAAAUUCUUCUUUAAACUCAGAGCUGCCGGGCUGUCCGCGCUGCCCCUGCCGCACUACCAGGGCCGGGCUAGACCUGAAAUUUGUGUCCCGUUUGCACCAUGGAUCCUUCGGAGAGGAAGAUCUCGGUGUGGAUCUGCCAGGAGGAGAAGCUGGUGUCCGGCCUCUCCCGCCGCACCACUUGCUCGGAUGUGGUGCGGGUUCUCUUGGAGGACGGCUGCCGGCGAAGACGGAGGCAGCGGCGGGGCCAGCGACGGGGCUUGACCGGCGACCCGCCAGGCCCCGGGGAACUGCCGGAACCCCCGGAUGUCGAAAACGACGAGGACGACGACGAGGCGCUGUCCCAGGGCAUGCUGUGCGGGCCCCCGCAGUGCUAUUGCAUCGUGGAGAAGUGGCGUGGCUUUGAGCGCAUCCUACCCAACAAGACGCGCAUCUUGCGCCUCUUAUCCGCCUGGGGCGACGAGCAAGAGAAUGUGCGCUUCGUGUUAGUUCGCAGCGAGGCGUCGCUGCCCAACACGGGUCCGCGCAGUGCCGAGGCGCGCGUAGUGCUCAGCCGCGAGCGCCCCUGCUUGGCCCGGGGAGCGCCGGUACGGCCCAGCCUGGCCAUGACCCAGGAGAAGCAGCGGCGGGUGGUGCGGAAAGCUUUCCGCAAACUGGCCAAGCUCAACCGGCGGCGCCAGCAGCAGCCACCGCCUUCGCCCUGUUCGUCCACUUCAUCGUCCACUGCCUCGUCUUGCUCGUCGCCGCCGCGGGCCCAUGAGAGUGCCUCUGUGGAGCGCAUGGAGACGCUGGUGCAUCUGGUGCUCUCCCAGGACCACACCAUCCGCCAGCAGGUGCAGCGGCUUCUGGAGCUGGACCGAGAGAUCGACCGCUACGAGGCCAGGGUGCAUCUGGACCGCAUGCGACGGCAUGGGGUGAACUACGUGCAGGACACUUACUUGGUGGGGGCAGGGAUAGAACUCGAUGGGCCCAUCCCGGGAGAGGAGGCAGAGGAUGUAGCGGUGGCGGAGGAGGCAACGGCGGCGCCCCCGGACAGUGAGGCACAGGCGGCAGCGCUGGAGGAACUGGCCCGGCGCUGCGACGACCUGCUGCGGCUACAUGAGCAGCGAACCCAGCAGGAGGAGUUGCUGGAACGUCUCUCCACCGAGAUUCAGGAGGAGUUGAACCAGAGAUGGAUGCGGCGGCGCAAGGAGGAACUGGCGGUGCGGGAAGAGCCGCCGGAACCCGACGGCGGCCCUGACGGUGAGCUGCUGCUGGAGCAGGAGCGGGUCAGGACUCAACUUAGCACCAGCCUUUACAUUGGGCUCAGGCUUAACACGGACCUAGAGGCCGUCAAGGCGGACUUGGAUUACAGCCAGCAGCAGUGGGACAGCAAGGAGCGUGAGCUGCAGGGCCUUCUCCAGACUUUGCACACUUUGGAGCUCACCAUAGUGCAGGAUGGGGCUUCGGGCCCCGGCGGACCCACGCGGGAACCCCAGCCUCAGCCCUGCGCGGAGAUGUGGGUGGACCAGGCCCGCGGACUGGCCAAGAACUGUCCUGGCAAUGACGAGGACUCUGAUACUGGACUGAGCUCCAUGCACAGCCAGGACUCGGAUUCGAUGCCUGUGUGCGAAUCCCUGGUGUAGGAGAAGCAGGGAGGGAGAUGGAGACAGACACGUCUCCCUUUCCUGCAGCAGGCAUUGGCCCUGCCAGCUCAGGGACUCCAAAUCAGGCUGGGGUGAGCCCGGAGCUACUGCCUGGCCGCAGAGCUCCAACCCGGUCGGGGAAGGGUUGGGGACGCCUGCCGGGCAGCGGCUCUCCUCUGGCUACAGGGUGAGUGUGGAGGACGGUGAGGGAGAAGGAAGCCGGGUCUGUGUUCCAAGCUCUUUUAAGAGAAAGAAGCAGUGAGGAGGUGGAAACCCCUUAUAUUAGAAAACUAGUAUAGCACCUCUCAGUCCAAAGGUGCAGCCUCCUCCUUCUCCAUCACCCUGGGGAAACAGACGUGGUCCAAACCCAUUUUCAAAACAAGAAACAAGUAUUAUGGCGAUUUCCCCACUCCUCUGUAGGGAAGGACUGAUGGCAGCUAGAACUGUAGUUUGUGGCAUAAAGUGCUCUUAAAAGAAACAGUUGGAUGAAAAGGAAAUUCCUUGAAUGUUAAUUGUGACUGUAAACGUGUUAAAACUAGCCAAAGAGGACGCACUGGUGUUGGUCUCAGCCUUACUUAACAUCUUUGAUAAAAACCGUAGGCACCAAAACCCUGCCUGUUUACAUUUCUGCAGAUUUGGGAAUUACCCAUCUGCUAAAUCAUUUGCCUUUUCUUUCAAAGUCUAAAUUGUAUCAAAAUCAAACUCUGUAUUUCCUCCUAGUAAAUACAGUGUAGGUUAAAAGGGGAUCCUUUUUCCAAAAUAGCCUUUUAUUAUUACCAAAGUCAAACAUAUUCUUUUGCAGAUAUAAAAUCCUGGCAAACAUAAUCCCUGGUUAAAAUUUAAUCUGGGCUCUUUGGGGUCUGUUCCUGCAAAGGCAGGUGUGUUGUCCUUUAGUUCAUACUGCCACUUCAUUGACCCCAUCACUGUUAUUUCAGAAAAAAUAGAAGGGAAGUUGCAGAACUCAAGUUACACACAACUAAGUUUGCUGUUUAAUGAGCACUUUAAGACUUAAAAGCAAAGAUCUUUGCUCACAUUCAGCUUUGAACUUGAACUGUAAGAUUAAAACUAACCAUGACCUUCAUGGAUUUUACCCAAACCCAACUCUAACUUCAGUAUCUUUGGUCAGAGGUUAGCUACUUGUUCAAACUUAAGUCGAGACAGUGUAAAUAUCAGGGUUUACUAGAUAAAGGCCCCCAAAUGAAAAGUAGAAUAAUCUCCUAGUACACCUUGGGUGAACAAGUUGAUUAACCAUAGCACGUAGCCAUGGAUAAAAGCAUAUUAAGUGAGCUAAGGAUUUGAAUUACUCUUGUCCAGUGCACAACUGUGCACACGCCAGGGGUGGUGCAAGGGUGGCACGUUCUCUGUGGCCAGUGAUCAAGCCACUGGGCACUCAGUGUAAUUCUUCUAGUUAUUUCAAUUAGAACUUAUCAGUUGUAGCAAGUCGUUGGCCGGUGGAAGGAGCCUGCUGGCUGGUUUCCCUUUGGAGCGGAGUACUUCUGAGGAAUGUGGCUCUAAUCUGUCCUGAGGAGGUAUUAACAAUGGGCUGUGUGUGUGGUGCCCGCCUGGUGGAGAGCCUGGUUAUCAACCUGACUGUGGAGGGGCUGGCUCCAGUUUCAACACUACACGUGAAGAUAACUUAAGAGGCCUUGCUCUAUGGAGAAGCUUCUUCCCUUGCAGGGGUCCUCUGUGUUGCCAAAAGGAGCCUGCCCUCCUGACCUCCUCAAGCCACCCUCUGUGCUGUCUCCUUCCUAGAGACAGCCCCACCUUGGAUACUGCCACCGCCAUGGUAUUACAACACGUGUGCGCGUUUUCAGAUUUUUCAAGUAAAAUCGGAAUUAAAAGGCCGUUUUCUUAAUUGAUGUUUUCCAAAGACCUUACUUGGCAUAAUUAUGGUUUUUUAGUUUCGUCUGAUGCAGCAAACAUCUAUGCGUUUGGUCUUGGGCAUGAUUAAAAUGAGGAAGGAACCAAAAGAAACCCACUGUCCUCAACAAUCAUUUGAUCCCUAAACACGAAGUCUAAUGGUAGCUUUCAUUUUGAGGCAGAGGUAAAAUCCUCAUUAGAGUGUGACAAAUGCUACUUGUCUGAAUGGUUUAUGCUGGCAAUGGGCUGACCUGGUGGUUUUUAAAUUAUUGUGCUUUCUUUCCCCCUAGGGUGGUAGGGGAGGUGGCUCUUGGAUGUUUAUUAACUCCGAAAGAACACAGAAGUUGGCAGAACAGGACUGCCUGGCAGAAAGGAGCUGUUUUCCUUUUCACUAUUAUUAUUCUAAACUUUGAUGGGCUGCUGACGUCAGCAAAUAUUCUUGAAGCCUGUAAAGCAAACAAGCCACAUCACAGGGAGAAGGCCUGUGGGAUUUUCUCUGUUGCUCUGUUUCUAGAACCUUCCCUGUCCCAACCACCUGAAGAUAUUUCUCUAGUCAACUCUCCAGGCAGCUGAAGAGGAGUCUUUAUUUAUAACAAAGGGCAGCCCAGUCUGCUGAGUUUUGCUUUCAUUCAAAUCAAUUAUAUUCCUAAAAGGCACCCUCUGUGUGGGUAGGAGAAGGCAGAACCGGGACAGGGCACGGGAUGGGGGAAGCCAGAAGGAGACAAUAGAUACUUUCACAAAGAGCUUUUUGCAAAACCUUGCAAAACUGAGAAAGAGAUGGUGUAAAUAGCACCAAAACAGUGCUUGUGUCUAGGAAGUGCUAAAUAAAUAUUAAAUAGGUUUGAUUUUCAUUCACAUGCAUAGUCAUCAUGGGCAUGAGAUCGAGUGCAUAGCAGUGAAGUUCCAACCCCUGAAUGUUAGCACCCCUGGGAAAAGUGGCUCCUGUGCGUCAGCUCUGUUCUUCAGCCCUCGUCAAAAUCCUGCGAGGAACCAGCAAGCUCUGGGAGAAGAGGAAGGAGUAUAGGUUCCACAUCUGCCAGCCCCAUACUUUUUUUGGAACUGAGACAACCAACUGUGUAUUGAUCUGAAGUAUCCCAUUCUCAGCCAUCUCUCAAACCCAAAGAUUCUAUGUGAUAUCUCUUUGUUUAUUUUCUUAUGUAAAAUGUGUUUAUUAUUAUAUUUACUAUUAGAAAAGUUACAUACUAUAGUCCUUGUAACAAACCUGAAAGUAGCAUGAAUGCAAACAAAAAAAGUCAUUCUAAAAUCUCUUACCCCCAAAAGCCUGUCACUACCAAAGGUAGGCAUUUUUUCUUAGGGACUUUUUUUUUUUUUUUUUUGAGUUUUGAAGAUUUCAUAUUUUGCUCUGUUUUAAAAAAUACAAUUUGAUAUUCAGGUUUUGACAGACCCUUGUAAGCAGAUCCAUUCACCUGAUAAAUAUAUCAUAAUUUAUAUAACUGCUCAUGUUAUCAGGUUAUUUUCAAUACUUUUUUUACUAUUAUAAAAUAAUACUAUGAUAUGUUUCUUUGUGCAUUAUCUGUUUCCUAAUUAGACUUCUUCCAUUCCUUCCAUAAGAGUCCUAGGGAGAGAAUUCCAGGUCAAAAAGGAUAAGCAUUUAGAGACUUGAUAUUGCCAAGUUACUUUUCCCAAGUUUAUUCUAAUUGCAAUAAUUGAAAUUAAUUAGUUCAUUCUUUGUGGCCUCAGGACCCACGACUGACAAUCACUGUCUUAAAAUAUCCUUAAAUAGCAAACGUGGUUAGCUAAUGAGAACUGUUAGAGAGAUAUGGUAUUUUCUCUCCUUUUUUUCCCCUUUCCCUGAGCACCUGCUUAAGGUAACAGCAAUCUGGACUCUCAUUAGAAUUGACCAGUAUCUGAAAGGAGGAGGGACAAAAACUCUGUAUUAGCAGGAUUAAGGAGAUAGCAAAUAUAAGUGUAUUUAUAUAAAGAAAAUAUUCAUUAUAUUUUAAAAUUUUAAUCUAUCAGGAAAGGUUUUCUAAGAAGAUAGCAUCAUAAAACAUUUGUGUAUUUCUCACCUCAUUGUUUACCAACAGUCUCUAGUAUCUUAAGUUUUUCUAGAAAGUUCUUUCUAGAUACAACACAGCACUUGAGUUUAUCCUUAAAUUCUUGAAAAGGGAAGAUUUGAUCAUGGCAGUCUGUGAAAUCUCCAUUGUGAAAAUAUUUGCUGAAUUGUUUCCCUAAACAACAAGGAAAGAAGAUGAGGAGGAACCAAUUUUUCUUGAGUGUUUCUCAAAUGCCAGAUCCUUGUGCUGAGUAUUCACAUGUGCAUUUUUUUCUUCAUUCUUCUUGUGAGAUGGCAAUUUUUAACCUCCAGUUUUUACAGAGAAACUAGGUUCACCCAGCAGAUCAUCAGUUGCAGAUGCAGGAUUUCCAUCUAAGUCUGAUCUCAAAUGUGCUCUGGUUGCUACCCACCUGAGGCCCAUACACAGGAAGUGUUUGGCACCUGGAAAAAAGAGUCCUCAUGGGCCCCAGGGUGUUGACAUUGGAGAGCUUAAAGAUUAUCAAAUUUUGUCCAAGUAUUCCACGAGGGAAGUGGAACAAGUUUCCCCCUAAUUCCAGACCUGGUUAUUAUCUACUAGGUGAGGAUUUAGUAAAAAGAAUGAGAAGGAGAAAUUCCUAUGUAAAUAUCUGAGUAAUUGUUUAUGAGAAGUGAGUGUUUUGCCUGUGGAAAAAAAUCUUGCAAAAAAUUAAUAUCCCAUAUAUCAGCAUAAAAGUUUUGACUGAGUGCCCCAAAGGCUGUAACUGCUGCAGAGCACAGGUGCACAGUCAACAACAUGGAAUCCUUGGAUACCAGGGUAGACCUAGCUGUGUGAUAGUCACAUUCACAUCUGGAAGGUGGUACCAACUGUGUUGCAGAUGUUCCUACUGGACCUCUUUAACUGGACCUUCUUAUGGUGAGCAAGUAUUAGGGAAGAGUAGAGAGUGGGAGUGAUGGGGCUUCCAAGGACCUUUGUGCCCAUGGUGUUAGGCAUGCAUACCUGGCUUAGGGCAUCUUUGGCCAUGUUGACUCCACUGCACCUGUGGAGACCCGGAAUGGGUUGCUUCAAAGGACCACUGUCCCAGCAUCUGCCUUCUCGUUCAUUCCCAGGCAAACCUUUCAAACACUUCUAAGAUGUUCCACGGUUUUCAGGAUAAUAUCCACAUUUCUUAGCAGGAUUUAUAGUUGUUGGUUAUUCAACUCAAGAUCCCUCCUGCAGGUCCACACGUUUCUCAAUGAAGACAACAGAAUUGAGUUGAUCCUAUAUCUUCAUUCAAGUCACACUUUCAUUUGCAUAAGGUCCCUCCUCUAAAUUAUUUAUUUUACUUCUCUGUCCUCUUUGUUAGUCAGUUUUCCAUUACUGUAACAAAAUACCUGAGAUAAUCAACUUGAGAAGAAUAUUAAUUUUGGCUCACAGUUUUGGAGGUUUCAUUCCAUGACCAGUUGGCCCACUACUUGUGGGCCUGUGGUGAGACAAUACACCAUGGUUGGGAGCAUCCGGCAAAGCAAAUUAUUCCUGUCAUGGCUGGAAAGUGAAAGAAAAGGAGAGACCAGCAUUUAACAACACUCUUUGAAGCCAUGACCCCAAUGACCUAAGACCUCCCACUAAGCCCCACCUUUUAUUGUUUCCAAUAGCACCAAGUUGGGGACCAAACUUUUAACACAUGAGCCUUUGGGGACACUCUAGAUCCAAAUGAGAGUCAGCAGUAUUGUCAUCUUAACAAUAUUAAGUCUUCUAAUCCAUGAACAAAUGGGUUGUCUUUUCAUUUACAUAUGUUGUCUUUAAUUUCUUUCAGCAUUGUUUUGUAGUUUUCAAUCUUCAAGU
Sciurus carolinensis (gray squirrel) is the source of this 7441-nucleotide messenger RNA. It is a transcript of the gene Rassf10, whose product is annotated as Ras association domain family member 10. Bases 240 to 1763 code for a protein of 507 amino acids. The record is from RefSeq and is a predicted model, not a curated record. NCBI's taxonomy places the organism in Eukaryota, Metazoa, Chordata, Mammalia, Rodentia, Sciuridae. The transcript has a single exon. Gene Ontology annotation, biological process: signal transduction.